ACUUACCUAAAUACCUUGUUUAUAAAACUAGUGACAUAAUUAUCAUUGAAAGUGAGUACUUGCAAAGUUAUGAUAUUGAAGUGUCAGUGUGAUUAGCAUGCUUAAGUAAUACGUAGUGUCAAGUGUAAUUAUAAGAAGAAAUCAUUUUAUAUACAUUAUGAAUUACUAAGACCAAAUAAAAUAAUAGUAUUAGUGAAGACUCAAUUCGGUAAUCAUCAACCAGCGGACUUCAUACAUCCCUGUACGGCAGACAACAACACAUGCAUACUACAAUCAACUAUAGAUGCCCUCCCUGAGUUCACGAAGGGUCUACCAGACAUGGGAGUGCCGACUCUGGAUCCCUUCACCAUUGAGAAGCUGUCGCUGCCCCUGCCUGGACUCAAGGCUUCCUUGUAUAACGGAAAAAUGACAGGAUUCAGGAAGCUGGUGAUAGACAAUGUUGAAUCAAAUUUCAAAAAACACAAAUUUAUGAUGGAGUUCCACGGAAACUUAUCACUCAAGGGCUCUUACAAGGCGCGCGGGAGAAUUCUGGUGAUGCCCAUCGACGGAGAGGGAGACCUCAAAGUAAAGCUAACUAACUUCAAAAUGAAGGUGACGAUCAACACUGCCGUCGUGCCUGACGACGAGGGAAGGAAGCAUUUCCACGCCAAGGGCUACCAGUACACCAUCGAAUACGGGCAGGCCUCUUUUAAUCUGACGAACCUCUUCAAAGGCAAUCCAGAACUGAGCAACACGGUGUUGACGUUCAUCAAUGAGAACUGGCGGCUGAUAGCCGACGAGUUCGGUAAGCCGAUCAUAGAUUUCGCGACGGAGACCGUCGUGAGAUCCAUCGAGAAGUUCUUCCUCGCCGUCCCGAUCGAGGAGCUCGUCGAGGGGCCUGUACCUUCUUAUGAUUAAAUAGUCAAUUAAAUAAGAUGCUUUUAUUACUAAAAAAAAAACAAUAAUUGCAGAUAUUUUACUUAAAAUAUGUCACCAAAAUUUCACAACACCUUAUCGUAAAAGCUAAUUACUUACACAUUAUUUCAAAGAAUAAAUGGGGACAAACUGAAUGUAGAUAAUAUUAGUAUCGUUCAUAAUGCGGCACCCUC
Messenger RNA from Cydia pomonella (codling moth), 1088 nucleotides. RefSeq names its product circadian clock-controlled protein daywake-like. The coding region runs from base 319 to 897 and encodes 192 amino acids. The transcript has 5 exons. The record is from RefSeq and is a predicted model, not a curated record. NCBI's taxonomy places the organism in Eukaryota, Metazoa, Arthropoda, Insecta, Lepidoptera, Tortricidae.